This is a messenger RNA of Beta vulgaris subsp. vulgaris (sugar beet), 1023 nucleotides long. RefSeq lists its product as uncharacterized. Lineage: Eukaryota; Viridiplantae; Streptophyta; Magnoliopsida; Caryophyllales; Amaranthaceae. Bases 1 to 1023 code for a protein of 340 amino acids. The transcript has a single exon. The record is from RefSeq and is a predicted model, not a curated record. Gene Ontology annotation, molecular function: nucleic acid binding; zinc ion binding.
AUGGCUAGUGAAGGUAAUGUCUCAAUCAUCGCUAGAGAAAGAACCAGCGAAAAAGAAUCAUCUAAAGAUGAGCAAAUUCAAAUGCUGAAAGAAAUGAAUGAAAGAUUGUUAGCCUUACUAGAAGCUCAAGGAGCUAGUAAGGGUGAUGAAGAGGAAAAGUUUUACAAAAGAUUAGCUUCUCAUCAACCUCGUUUCUAUGAUGGGACGGCGAACCCUGUUAAGUUCGAGGAUUCGGUAAAUCAUAUGACCAAAUUGCUGGAUGUGGUGAGUUGUCUAGAGCACCUGAAGGUCAAAAUGGCCUCCUUCUAUUUAGAAGGACCUGCUGAUAUUUGGUGGAACACCACUAAAGGAAUUUCCAAGCAGUUUAACUUCAGCUGGGAAAAGUUCAUUGAAAAAUUGAAAGACAAAUUCUUCCCUCUGGCUUUGCGGAGGAUUAAGGAAAAUGAGUUCCUAUCUCUAAGACAAGCUAAAAUGUCUGUGUUGGAAUAUGCAGCAAAGUUCUUAGAAUUAUCACAAUUUGGCCCAGAUUUUGUGGCAAAUGAAAGAAUCAAAUCUAUGCGAUUUUUUGAAGGGUUGAAUUUGAAAUAUCAGGAUCGGGUAGGGCCAUAUUCCACUUUCGAAGAACUUUAUGAUAGGGCCUUGGAACAAGAGCGGAUCGAGAUGAAGGAUGAAGAAUAUCGAAAGAGGAAAAAUGGGGGAAAGAGUAAAGCAGAGAAUGUAAAAAGAGUCAAGAAAGAAGAGGGAACUGGAGUAACUUUUAAACCUCAAGGGGGAGGUGAAAAGAUAAACAAGUCAGAAUGGAAGUGCAGAUUGUGUGGAAUAAAUCAUUACGGGAGAAAUUGCGCUGGGGAGUUGAUUUGUUUUAAGUGUAGAGGUACGGGACACAAAAUCGGGGAGUGUCCAAAAGGAGCAGGGGAUAGACGCUUUAAUUCAGGAAAUAAUCGGGAUGGUAAGCCAUUGAUGCUGACGGCAGGUGCGGGUAGCUCCAGCCGUGGAAAUAAAGGAGGGUUUAACGGGGCUUAA